Haemonchus placei is the source of this 984-nucleotide messenger RNA. The record is from the annotation of a GenBank genome assembly. NCBI's taxonomy places the organism in Eukaryota, Metazoa, Nematoda, Chromadorea, Rhabditida, Trichostrongylidae.
AUGUCUUCUUCCGAUCAUCUCGAGAACCGUCUGCGAAAAGAGCUGUACAGGGAAAUUUCCAUUGUAGAAAGUUCACACGCACGACCCUCAGAAGGACUGAUUCAAGAAAGGGUUCGCUACUAUGGAAACAAAUGCUACGAGGCGAACCAAAUGAUCCGACAGGCACGCUAUGAGUACGCAUCACUGAGAUCCGAUAAGGAAGACCUUUUUAAUAGAAGAGGCGGAGCGUUUCACUACUUAGUGAAACUCAAGCAGCUGGCAGCAUCACACCGUCAGCAAAGAAAAGAGCUCGUCACCUUCACGGAACUGUUCGUCCUAUCGCAUGAGUGGUACGAGAUGCUGGUAACCGCGGACGAAGUGGAAGAACUCUCCAGACUCGAAUUCCUUAGCAAACUGGGAGAAGAGGAGUACGUGGAGCCAACAGAACCUGGAGACCGAAACUACCCGGAACCAGUUAAAACAUACCGAAGCUACUAUCAAAAGGACGUGACCAGAAUGAUUAGGCAUCAAUUCAUCAAAGUUGAUGCCCUACUCGAAGAAGAACAGGAGGCGUGUGAAUUCGCGAAGGCAGAGACUAGGAGAAAUACCACACUGGAAGACGAGGCGUUGCGUCAAAUGCGUGAAUCAUUCAGUGAUUUGCAAGAUGAGAUACGCCGACAGAAUGAAGACAAGACGGAAUGGAUUGAGACUGUAAGGGAUAGCUACUAUUCGUUCAUGGAACAAAACAAAAGAAAUGUGGAGAAUUCUAAACCAAUGGCAGCGAAACUUAAAAGAGUAGAGGCAAACCAGAAGGAGAAUAUCACUCAAAUGACGAGAUACAUGGACGAAUGCCAGCACCUAGCCACAAAGAUCGAAGAAAAAUUGAUGGAAUUACGUAGUCGGGAAGAAGAGAAGCAAAUGGAGCACGAUCGCACUAGUCCCGGCUGUUCAAGAACGGGAUACAAAAAGAAACACUAUGGAGUAGACAAACCCUACUGCGGAUAA